This is a messenger RNA of Penicillium hordei, 1410 nucleotides long. RefSeq names its product glycoside hydrolase family 5 protein. The record is from RefSeq and is a predicted model, not a curated record. Gene Ontology annotation, cellular component: cell surface; extracellular region. Gene Ontology annotation, biological process: glucan catabolic process. The coding region runs from base 1 to 1410 and encodes 469 amino acids. NCBI's taxonomy places the organism in Eukaryota, Fungi, Ascomycota, Eurotiomycetes, Eurotiales, Aspergillaceae. Gene Ontology annotation, molecular function: beta-glucosidase activity. The transcript is spliced from 4 exons.
AUGGCUACCGGUUUCCUGCACGUGAAGGGCGAUACUAUCGUCGACGGAAAUGGGGAGGGGGUUGUGAUGCGAGGAGCUGCUCUUGGCGGAUGGAUGAAUAUGGAGAAUUUCAUCACGGGGUUCGCCGGCCACGAAGCCCAGCACCGCGCCGCCAUGCGUCGAGUUCUAGGACAAGAGAAAUACGAAUUCUUCUUCGACAAAUGGCUCGAGUACUUCUUUACUGAGGCGGAUGCCAAAUUCUUCGCUGAACUAGGACUGAACUGUCUGCGUCUGCCUUUCAACUACCGCCACUUUGAGGACGAUAUGAAUCCCCGUGUGCUGAAGGAAUCAGGGUUCAAACACCUGGACCGAGUCGUUAACCUGUGCGCAGCGCACGGGAUCUAUACUAUCCUAGACAUGCACGCCGUCCCCGGCGGCCAGAACCCAGACUGGCAUUCCGACAAUCCUACCGGCUAUGCUGCUUUCUGGGAUUACAAGGACCACCAGGACCGGACAAUCUGGCUCUGGGAGCAGAUUGCCACCAGGUACAGGGAUAAUCCUUGGGUUGCUGGAUACAACCCGCUUAAUGAACCUUGCGAUCCUGAGCAUGUGCGGCUACCCGCAUUCUAUGCUCGUGUUGAGAAGGCGAUUCGAAAGAUCGACCCGGAUCAUAUCCUGUGGCUGGAUGGGAACACCUUUGCGAUGGAGUGGAAGGGCUUUGACGAGGUGUUGCCAAACAGCGUGUAUGCCAUGCAUGAUUACUCGUCAAUGGGGUUCCCCACUGGUGAUCGUUACAAGGGCACAGCUGAACAAAAAGAACGCCUUGAACGCGGGUACCUGCGCAAAGCGCAGUUCAUGAACGAGAACAAGACCCCUGUCUGGAACGGGGAGUUCGGGCCCGUCUACGCGGACCAGAUAUUCGAUGUCGAUGCCCAGACUGUCAACCAGGAGCGAUACAAUCUCCUUGGCGACCAGCUGCGCAUCUACGACAAGUAUAACAUCAGCUGGUCGAUCUGGCUCUACAAGGACAUUGGGCUGCAGGGUAUGAUCUAUACGAAUCCCGAGAGCAAGUGGAACAAGACGCUCAAGCCUUUCUUGGACAAGAAGAGGGACUUCUGGCUGGAUAAAUGGGGCCGUCGGCCUCAGUGUGAGCCUGAGGCGGCUUUGAAGCCUUUGCUCGAGUGGAUUGAUCGUGUUAGUCCCACUGCAAAGGAUACUUAUCCCACGUCGUGGAAUACCGAGUUGCAUGUCAUGCGGAAUGUGUUUUACACUUUCUUGGCGGCGUCGUUUGUAGAUGAGUUUGCUGAACUGUUUCGAGGAAGCAGUGAGAAGGAUCUUGAAGAGUUGGCUAGGAGUUUCCACUUUGAGGGUUGUGUUCAGCGAGAGGGUUUGAAUCGUAUACUCAAAGACCACGCACAUGCAUCUCGUUGA